Molecule: messenger RNA, 5148 nt
Organism: Cryptomeria japonica (Japanese cedar)
Lineage: Eukaryota; Viridiplantae; Streptophyta; Pinopsida; Cupressales; Cupressaceae
Product: G-type lectin S-receptor-like serine/threonine-protein kinase SD2-5
Exons: 2
Coding region: 1984-4380 (798 amino acids)
Biological process (GO): protein phosphorylation
Molecular function (GO): protein serine/threonine kinase activity; ATP binding
Source: RefSeq, a predicted model, not a curated record
UUAUUAUAGUAUUUAACUAUUGAAAACUCUGGGCAUAAUGAUUUUAUAUACCCAGCCUGUACAAAUAAUUGCAGUGUUUGGUAAAGUCCUCUCCCCACAUGGAGUUUUUAAAGGUGUUCCUCAAUUAUUGUCAGUUGUUUGACAAAAUAACAACUUGAAAAGCAAGCGAAAAAAUGGGCAAAAGGAUUUUUACUUUGGACAAUCAGUCAUCUCGUGAAUCGAACCUUCCCCUGAUCCUCCGGCCUCAAGAAAGAUUUAGCAGUUGAUGACUUGAGCCACAGGUUUUGACAGAGAGGCCCUGAGCUAAAAGCAUAAAAAACAGAGGAAAGUCAAAACAUGCAAGUAUGAACACAACUGAGACACAGUGAAUGAAAACUUGCGUCCUAGGCUGAGAUGAGUCCUAACUUAGCAUGGCGGUGGUGGUUCGGAAGUGCCCUGAUACAGACUCGCUGUUGCAGUAGUGAUUAAUGUGGCAUGUUGGGAUAUUGUUGGUGGGUCAUGAGAUCUGACAGGCGCUAUUAAUGGUGACAGGUAGCAAACAUAUCCAACUUGUCAUUGUUUCCUUUUUAGGUGUUGCCUAUCUAUCGCGGUAUUGAUUAUCCUUUUGGAAAUGGGUCCCGGCUCUUGUUUUUUAAAUACCAUGGGUUUGCUUGGGCUUAUAAGGAGCUUGGAUUUGCAACUUAGAAGGAGAUGCACUGAAUUGGGUAAUGUUGAUAAGAACUCUCUCAGAUUUGGAGUCAGUAAUUACUGAAAGCAGCAUUAAUUGCUGAAAGCAACAUUAAUUGGAUGGAACAUGGAUUAUCUGUCAUGCCAUAGAAGUUUAUGGAAAAGUGUCUUUGACAAAUGCUUAUGAGCAGGACAAGCACCCUUUGAGACGAUGCCUUUAUUCUGGAUAAUUGGGAUUAACUUUUUGGCUAAGAAUGCCCAAUUUUCUCAGCCCGGUCUUAUAUGACAAAAUCAUGCUUUUUUUAAUAUUGAACAAUGUUUUUGACCUCUGUAAGCAGUGUGAGGUCAUCCUACAAACUCGUAUUGAAAUCUUGAUUAAAAUGCUGAAAAUGGGGGUUGGCAUCCGACGAUGGCCCAGACCAGGUCAAACUCCAGUUGGACUUAUUGUGAUUUUAAAUUAUAAGCUGAAAACAAGGCUCGGUAAUGGGAAAUGGCUCAUUAGUCAAAAUUCUGUCCCGGGUUUAUAAUUUUAAACCGCAUCAUACAUUUAAGAGUUAGAGUGGUUGACAAAUGUAAUCCUUAGACGGUUUUUUAAUUUGUGGUUCGGCCAGACCAAGUCAAACUCCAUUUGGGACAAUGGAUUUUAAAUUUUAUGCUAAACAUAGGCUUUGGUAAUGGUGAUGAAUUGCCCAUGAUUCUGUCCAAGUGUUAUAUCUUACAUCGGCCUAAACAGAGACUUAUCUAGACAAAAAUUGUAAACUGGUGAUUAAAUUUGCACAUGACAGAUUGAAGAAUUUUGGUUAAUGGAUUGGCAGGUUUUGGAGCAGAGAGCUUGAUAUCUAUCUCCAAAAUUGAGUGCCGUCUUUUGUUUGGGCAACAUAUCUCUGGACUAAAUUAGCAGCUUACUGGUUUAGGUAUCCUAGGUGUUUGUAAUUUUUUUUGGCAAUCGUGAGGAGAUUUCUGUGCAAUAACUUUUUGGUUUGGGGAUCUUAUUUGUAGCAUGGUUUGGAAAGUUUGAUGAAUUCUGCUUAUGUCUCCCCACGAAAGAAAUAUCCUUUACCACUAGAUGGUUGUAAUUUUCAAAGCCACGUGAAUUCUACUGAGCCAUUAAGAUCUUAAAAGCUUACACUAGGGUUCGAUACUGUAUUAGGACAUAUUCAAUGCAUUGUAACUGUUGGGAAUUGACUUCACCAUGCUUGGAAUUAAGAGAGUCAUAUUUGCUAUAGAGUCUUGUAUUGAAGAAAUCAUCAGCCUAGCAUAUCUAGUUGAGAAGGGUAAGGUUUGGUUUUAUUUUCAGCCUCCCUGCUGGUGGUCCAUAUGACUAGGUCCCGAGCUUUACCUUGUCUCCAAUGGCAGCCUUUCAAAGUGAACGUUGUAUUUGUAGCACUGAUUCUCUCGGUCCUUCAAAGAUGUGUUUCUGCAGCUCCACGUGUUGGGCCAGUGCAGCCUGUGUUUCUCGGAAAUCAAAUGACUUGGAUUGACUAUGGUGGCAAUGCCCUUUAUUCAGUAAACAAGACAUUUGUACUUGGAAUAUUCGCUCCAACACCAGAUGUAGCAGCCUUCUUUCUGUCAAUAAAGAAUGGAAAUAGUGGUAUGAUUGUCUGGACUGCCAAUAGGGACACCCCAAUAUCAUCUAAUGAUCAAUUUCUGUUCUCAGAAGAUGGCAACGCAUCCUUGACUAAAGAUGGUACUGUUAUAUGGUCCACCCAAACAGGAGGCAAGGGUGUUGGGAUAAUGGAGCUGCAAGAAUCUGGUAAUUUGGUUUUGUUGGAUAAUUCCUCAAACAUCAUUUGGCAGAGUUUUGACCACCCAACAGAUACUCUUCUCUCCAAUCAGAGUCUCAAAGUUGGGAUGAAGCUGAUUUACUGGACUAUGGAGGCUGACAGCCGGAAAACAAUUACGUUGGAUGGCUCCCCUGUGAUGGCAACUUUAACCGAUAGAUAUUUGGGUAUGUAUGAUGAAGAGAAAAAUUUACUAAGCCAAUUUAUCUUCUCAAGCUUUCCAGAUGAAGCAGGAUUUCGUGCAGCUGUAUUAGGUCAAGGGGGAGCUUUAACAUUUGAAAUCAUUGAAACAGAAGGUCCAACCAUUCUAGAUCAGACAGUGAUCCCGGCAGAUAAUUGUCAAUUGCCUAGUGCAUGUGCGUCUUACUUUGUCUGCCAAAGUAAUGGGCAAUGCCAAUGUCCUCGUCUCUUGAAUUCUAUCUACGGAUCUUCAUGUGCCCCAGCACCUUUGCCACUUUGUGGUAGCUCUAAUGACCCCGUAAGUUUUUAUAAACUAGGAGAUGAUUUGAAUUACUUUGCAAAUGAGUUUGUUAGCCCUUUAAAAAUGUCUCAGUUGGGGGAUUGCCAAAAAGCCUGCAACAAUAACUGCUCUUGCAGUGUUUUUUUCUUUCAAAAAAGUUCAGGUAAUUGUUACCUUUUCAACCAAAUAGGGAAUCUCAAGACCUCCACAGAUGAUUCCACUGCAUUUGUUGCAUACUUCAAAGGUCUUGGCAACUUAACAAACGGCACGAGUUCAGGAUCAGGCAAAGGCAAUGCAAACCAUUUUAUCUUCAUUGUAAUCAUUGCAGUGGUAACUGUAAUUGUAGUUAUUGGGAUUGUCUAUAUUGGAUACCGGUUUUUUAGGAAGAAGGAAGCACCUGAUACGCUGAAUGAAUCAUCAGAUGAUGAGAGAUUCUUAAACAACAUACCUGGCCUGCCAACCAGGUUCUCCUAUAGGCAGCUCCAAGAUGCCACCGAUAAUUUUAGCAAGAGGCUUGGGAAAGGGGGUUUUGGGUCAGUUUAUGAGGGUACACUACCAGAUGGUAGCAUAGUGGCUGUGAAAAAGUUGGAGGGUAUUGGGCAAGGCAAGAAAGAAUUCCAUGCAGAGGUAGCUACCAUUGGCAGCAUACAUCAUGUUCACCUUGUUAGACUCCGAGGGUUUUGUGCAGAGGGCUUGCACCGACUACUGGUCUAUGAAUUCAUGGCCAAUAGGUCUCUUGACAGAUUCCUAUUCAGAAACAAGAAGCAAGAGGUUAUCUUGGAUUGGGACAGAAGAUACAAUAUUGCGCUUGGAACCGCCAAAGGAUUGGCUUAUCUGCAUGAAGAUUGUAGUGUGAGAAUAAUUCACUGUGACAUAAAGCCAGAAAAUAUUCUUUUAGAUGAUAACUAUGUAGCUAAGGUGUCAGACUUUGGGCUUGCAAAACUUAUGACCAGAGAACAGAGCCAUGUCUUUACGACCUUAAGGGGUACUCGAGGCUAUCUUGCUCCAGAGUGGCUUACCACCUUCGCUAUUUCUGAGAAGAGUGAUGUAUACAGCUUUGGCAUGGUUCUACUAGAAAUUAUUGGUGGAAGGAAGAAUUUUAAUCCCGAAGAAGCUUCUGAAAAAGCUUAUUUUCCAGCUUAUGCUUUCAAGCAGAUAGAAGAACAAAAACUGGAAAAUUUACUUGAUCCAGAGCUUGACUAUGAGCCUUCUGAUGAAAGGCUAUCAAGGGCAGUCAAAGCUGCCUUAUGGUGUAUUCAAGAAGAUUUUUCUUUAAGGCCAUCUAUGGGAAAAGUGGUACAAAUGCUCGAGGGUCUCAUGUAUAUACCUCAGCCACCAGUUUCUUACCAAACUGGUUUCCGCAUACAUAACAGCUUGCUGAAAUCUACCAGUGAAGAGGGGACCUCUUCCAAUCCUUCUGAUUAUAACAGCCAGGACAUGCUAUCAGCAGUCCGCCUCUCUGGACCAAGGUAAGUCUUGUCAUUUUUAAGAUUCUCUACAAAGUUUUUGAAGUCCUUUUACUAAAGAGAAUAUGAAAGCACAUUGGCUGUAGCAGAACUAAGGGAUCUUGAGCUGAUAAAAAACAAAGACUGGGAUGUUUUCCUUGUCAUUAUGUAUGAAUCUAUCCAGGCAUGUGCCCAUGUAUGACCAUACAAAUGGUCUGUAUAUUAUCUUCUGACCGAUCUAUAGAGCAUGAUGUCUAUAAAAGAGAGUUGCAAACUUUACACACUAGAGCAUCCAUUUUUGCUUCUUUCACAAUAGUCAUAUUGAGAUUUUUUGUCAGUGUUUUAUUUUGUAUACAAGGAGCGUCAAUUCAGAUCCAAUUGGCUCUUUAUAGUCUGGUUGGUCUAAAUGUGAAAAUAUGUUACAGCAAAUAUGCUGAGCUUUGCACAAACUAGGUGAUUCCAUGCCUUAUCGAUGAUAAGAAGACAUAUUACAGUCAGCCAUAACCUUUUUUGUUGGAUUGGGAAGUCUGGAUUUUGCAUUUGGCUUCUAUAAAUAUCCUAGUCUCGUUGGGUUUAGAGGUCUUCAAAUUUACAAUUCAUUAUCAUGUAUUGACAAAAGUUCCUUUCAAACUUAAUGAGUCCAAUCCACAGAAAGAGUAAUAUGGGAACUGCAGAUGAAUCUGUAUUAGGCUAUUAGCUUGUGUUUCGAUCUUACUGUGCUUUCCAAGGUCAUGGCCAUGUGUUUAAGCUUCUCCAUUCCAGUUUGUGCAAUAAACAAUGUUUACAGAGGAUUGAA